Molecule: messenger RNA, 381 nt
Organism: Microthlaspi erraticum
Lineage: Eukaryota; Viridiplantae; Streptophyta; Magnoliopsida; Brassicales; Brassicaceae
Source: the annotation of a GenBank genome assembly
AUGACGCGUGGCAAGGAAGGAGAGCACCUGCAGGUCGAUCGAACCUGCACAGCCACCAGCAGGUCGAUCGAACCUGCACAGCCGCCAGCAGGUCGAUCGAACCUGCACUGGCAGCUGCAGGUCGAUCAAACCAACACAGCCGCCAGCAGGUCGAUCGAACCUGUACUGCCAGCAGUAGGUCGAUCGUACCUGCACUGCAAGCUGGUCGAUCGAUCCUGCACUGCAAGCUGCAGGUCGAUCGAACCUGCACUGCCAGCUGCAGGUCGAUCGAACCUGCACUGCCAGCUGCAGGUCGAUCGAACCUGCACUGCAAGCUGCAGGUCGAUUGAACUCAUCACUGCAGUUGCAUCAGAGAUCGAUCGAGUAUGGGCCGAGCUGUAG